UCCAGACCUGCAGACCGUCAGCAUGGCUACUCCGCUCACUGACCAGGAGAAACGCAAGCAGAUCAGCAUCCGUGGUAUCGUCGGGGUGGAAAAUGUUGCAGAGUUGAAAAAAAGCUUCAAUCGCCACUUGCAUUUCACUCUGGUAAAGGACAGGAAUGUGGCCAUACCACUUGAUUAUUAUCAUGCCCUGGCACACACAGUCAGGGAUCACCUGGUGGGUCGCUGGAUCCGGACACAGCAGUUUUACUAUGAGAAGGACCCGAAGCGUGUGUAUUACCUCUCUCUGGAGUUCUAUAUGGGUAGAGCUCUACAGAACACCAUGAUCAAUUUAGGACUGCAGAACGCCUGUGAUGAGGCUAUCUAUCAAUUGGGCUUGGACAUGGAGGAUUUGGAGGAUAUGGAGGAGGACGCAGGAUUAGGGAAUGGUGGACUUGGCCGGCUGGCAGCAUGCUUUCUGGACUCUAUGGCAACUCUGGGUUUAGCUGCAUAUGGUUAUGGGAUCCGUUAUGAGUAUGGGAUCUUCAAUCAGAAAAUCAAAGAUGGCUGGCAGGUGGAAGAAGCUGAUGAUUGGCUGAGGUAUGGAAAUCCAUGGGAGAAGGCACGACCUGAGUACAUGAUUCCAGUGCAUUUUUAUGGACAUGUAGAAGAGACUGAGGAAGGAUCUAAAUGGGUUGAUACACAGGUGGUACUGGCCAUGCCUUAUGACACGCCCAUCCCAGGCUACAUGAAUAACACUGUCAACACAAUGAGACUGUGGUCUGCACGAGCUCCCAACGACUUCAACCUUCGAGACUUCAAUGUUGGGGAUUACAUCCAGGCUGUUUUGGACCGAAACGUGGCUGAGAACAUUUCCAGAGUCCUCUACCCCAAUGACAACUUUUUUGAAGGUAAGGAACUGCGGCUGAAGCAAGAGUACUUUGUGGUAGCAGCGACUCUGCAGGAUGUGAUUCGGCGCUUUAAGACCUCCAAAGAGAAAGCCUCUUUUUCUCUGUCCUUCAACAACUUUCCUGAUAAGGUGGCCAUCCAACUGAAUGAUACACACCCUGCUAUGGCCAUUCCUGAGCUAAUGAGGAUUUUUGUGGACAUUGAGAAGUUGGACUGGGACACGGCAUGGGAUUUAACUAGGCGCACUUUUGCAUACACCAAUCACACUGUGCUCCCUGAGGCUCUGGAGCGCUGGCCUGUUCAACUGCUGGAGAAACUCCUACCACGCCAUCUCCAAAUCAUCUACAAGAUCAACCAGAUACAUCUGGAUCACAUAGCAUCUCUGUUUCCUGGCGAUAUGGAUCGUUUGCGCAGCAUGUCUCUGAUUGAGGAGGAGGGUGAGAAAAAAGUGAACAUGGCUCACCUGUGCAUCGUUGGUUCCCAUGCAGUUAAUGGAGUUGCUGAGAUUCACUCUGACAUCAUCAAAAAUGAAGUUUUUCGAAAUUUUUGUGAAUUAGAAGAAGAAAAGUUCCAGAACAAAACAAAUGGAAUCACUCCACGCCGCUGGCUCUUGUUGUGCAACCCAGGUCUGGCUGACUUAAUCGCAGAGGUGAUUGGAGAAGACUAUGUAAAAGACCUGAUGCAGUUACAGAAGCUGAAUGAUCUGGUGGAUGAUAACGUACUUAUCAGAGACGUAGCUAAAGUCAAACAGGACAACAAGCGGAAAUUCGCGCAGUACUUGGAGAGAGAGUACCAAGUAGAGAUAAAUCCUGCCUCUAUGUUUGAUGUUCAGGUGAAGAGAAUUCAUGAGUAUAAACGACAGCUCCUCAACUGUCUUCACAUCAUCACUAUGUACAACCGCAUCAAGUCCAGACCAGUAGCACCAUUUGUACCACGCACUGUGAUUAUUGGUGGCAAGGCGGCACCUGGAUAUCACAUGGCUAAGAUGAUCAUUAAACUCAUCACUACUAUUGCAGACGUAGUCAAUAAUGACCCCAUUAUUGGUAACAAACUGAAAGUCAUUUAUCUGGAGAACUACAGAGUGUCUCUGGCAGAAAAAGUGAUUCCUGCAACAGACCUCUCUGAGCAGAUCUCCACUGCAGGCACGGAGGCAUCAGGCACAGGGAACAUGAAGUUCAUGCUCAAUGGUGCCCUGACUAUCGGCACCAUGGAUGGUGCGAACGUAGAGAUGGCAGAGGAAGCUGGCAAGGAAAACCUCUUCAUCUUUGGCAUGAGUGUGGAGGAAGUUGCAGCCAUGGACCAAAAGGGGUAUGAUGCAAUGCAGUAUUAUAAGAGUAUCCCAGAGUUAAAUCAAGCAAUUAACCAGAUUAAAAGUGGCUACUUCUCACCCAAACAACCCGAAAUGUUCAAUGACAUCAUCAACAUGCUCUUCAACCAUGAUCGCUUUAAGGUCUUUGCUGACUAUGAGUCCUAUGUUAAAUGUCAGGAGAGAGUCAGUGCUCUGUAUCAGGAUCAGAAAAAGUGGACGCAGAUGGUAAUUAAGAAUAUUGCUGCUUCUGGAAAAUUCUCCAGCGAUCGCACAAUUACAGAAUACGCCACCCAGAUCUGGGGAGUGGAGCCAACCGACCUGAAGAUCCCGCCUCCAAACGAACCCCGAGAAGCCAUUGAUGAAACAGUGCGGGCUCUCCAUAAGAUCUGAUUGUGAUGUUAUGACGGUGUUACAACAUUUGUUUUCGUAUAGUGAUUUAAUGUUACAAUAUACCGUAUAAAUUUACUGUAUUGUAACCAAGGGAUAAAAUACAGCAUUAAA
Molecule: messenger RNA, 2695 nt
Organism: Clarias gariepinus (North African catfish)
Lineage: Eukaryota; Metazoa; Chordata; Actinopteri; Siluriformes; Clariidae
Gene: pygl
Product: phosphorylase, glycogen, liver
Exons: 20
Coding region: 23-2584 (853 amino acids)
Biological process (GO): glycogen catabolic process
Cellular component (GO): cytoplasm
Molecular function (GO): pyridoxal phosphate binding; glycogen phosphorylase activity
Source: RefSeq, a predicted model, not a curated record